Galleria mellonella (greater wax moth) is the source of this 672-nucleotide messenger RNA. RefSeq names its product troponin C-like. Bases 142 to 597 code for a protein of 151 amino acids. Gene Ontology annotation, molecular function: calcium ion binding; enzyme regulator activity. The transcript has 6 exons. The record is from RefSeq and is a predicted model, not a curated record. Lineage: Eukaryota; Metazoa; Arthropoda; Insecta; Lepidoptera; Pyralidae.
UUGCAGUUCAAAUUUUAAACGAAUUUAGAAGUGGCCAGUUCGUUCGCCUGUUCGGUGCGCGUGCAUAUUUUGAUUAUCCCGCGCUUUUCAUAUUCCUAACUCAAUUCGAAUUUUAAAUUUGAAUAUUGAAAAAUUAACAAAAUGACAACUCAAAUAGAUGAUGAACAAAUUACAAUGCUUCGGCGAGCAUUCAGCAUGUUCGACUCGAGCAAACAGGGGCGGAUUGAAAAAGAAAAGGUGCGGACCAUACUCAACACUAUGGUGCACAGCUUCGACGACCGCGAGCUCGACAACAUGCUCGACAACGAAGAUGUCGAUGGUAGCGGCAAACUGAAUUUCGAUUCAUUUGUACGAGUCGCUACACACUUUUUGGACGAAGACGACGAAGCCCUACAGAAGGAGCUCAAAGAGGCAUUCAGGCUGUAUGAUAAAGAAGGUAACGGCUACAUCCCCACAUCGAGUUUACGCGAGAUAUUGGCAGCCCUGGAUGAUCAACUCACUCCCGAUCAACUCAACGAAAUGAUAGCCGAGAUUGACACUGAUGACUCCGGAACAGUUGACUUUGAUGAAUUUAUGGAAAUGAUGACGGGUGAUUAAGAUGGCCGACCGUUGGAAUGGUAAACAGCUUUCUGAACCUCUGGUUACUGUAAUAAACAGUUAAUUACUCUUUAA